CAAGUUAUCAGUCACACUAACAGUUUUAAUGACAACAAAAUACAGUUUCUAAUUGCCUUUUUUGUAGAACAACUGUCAUCCAAAAGGCAUUUGCAUUGAUUUGGGACCAAAUGCUUAUCGCUGUGAGUGUGGUCCGGGAUAUCGAGAUUUGAAUCCACCAGAUCCUGGACGGCGAUGCCUACCCAGUACUGGUUACAAUGAAUGCGAACGGAAGGAGGAUAACGAUUGCUCGGAAAACGCACGCUGCAUUGAUCAGGAACAUUUGUACAAAUGCGAGUGCUUACCAUCGUUUACGGAUGCGUCGCCGAAGGACGCAAUACCGGGAAGUGUCUGUGUGCUAGACUAUUGCUCGGAUGUGAACUUCUGUCCACUGAAUACCACAUGCAGGAAUCAGGAACAGGAAGCUGUCUGUCAGUGUGAUCCUGGAUUUGUGGAUAUCAGGAAAAGCGAGAAGCGGACGCAGCUAUUUGAUCAUGAUACGCUUUGUUUGAAAAUGCGCGAUGUUGAUGAAUGCGCUCUGGGACUCACAAAUUGCUCAGUGGGUUAUGAAUGUCGCUGUCCGGAAGGAUACAUCGAUGGAAAUCCGGAGCAACCGGGACGAGUUUGCGGUGCACUUUUGUGCGAUCUGUGCAAUUCUCAUGGCGAUUGCGUUCAUAACUCCCUGACCAAUAACAUUACUUGCGUGUGUAGCGAUGGAUGGUCCGGUGAAUUUUGCGAUGUAGCUCCAUCAAAAACUUCGAUAAUACUGCUUGUAAUUCUCGCUGUAUUGUUCCUCCUACUGACACUAUGUUGCCUUCUGUACUUCUGCACAAAAUGUAUCUGCUUCAAAGGACGUACUUUGUGGUACCGUGAACCGUUUACAUAUCGUAAAGGUGCUUGGCCUUGGUCAACACUGGAAGCAUCAACAUCCAGCGAAAGCGGAGCUGAUUUCUCGGCAAUGAGUGCUGCUGGACAUGAAUAUUAUCCGGAAAUUGGUAUUCCGCGUGCAAAGCUGAAAUCCGGUAGUGGUGCUGGAGGAGCACUGGACGAUCAGCAUCAGGCGCUAGCCGUUUCAAGGCUUCAUGGAUAUCUAGACGAUGGCGUACGCAUCCCACGUGCGCACCUGGAUCGUGAUGAUGAUGUUUACGACUCGACAUCGCAAUCGUCGAGCGAAUAUACAGUACGCGAAGAGGUUGAACGUCGGGUGAUCACCGAUGUUACCAAAAAGGAAACGAAGAAAACAUUAACAACAGCUGAUGUGCAUGGGAGUACCACUGCAGAGUUUCACGUUUAUCCACCAAUCGAAAAGGACGAGCAGGAGAGGGGGGAAAGCGUUGCGGAAUUCAGUAUUGGCAACACGAGGCGCGAAUGGAGUACCACGGCUAGGGCUUCCGAGUUCAGCACCGAUCGUGAUCUGGAAUCAGUGAUGAGCGAUUCGACUGCCGAAGAUGAGGUGUAUGAUAAGAAGACACUGGUCAAACGAUCACAUGGAUUUGAACCGAGCACAGACGGUGGCACUGAACGUUACAGGACCGAAGUGACCACCACAACAAAAUCUAAAGGAGUGACCAAGAGCUGA
Messenger RNA from Gongylonema pulchrum, 1558 nucleotides. Lineage: Eukaryota; Metazoa; Nematoda; Chromadorea; Rhabditida; Gongylonematidae. The record is from the annotation of a GenBank genome assembly.